This is a messenger RNA of Saccharomyces kudriavzevii IFO 1802, 159 nucleotides long. It is a transcript of the gene RCF3, whose product is annotated as Rcf3p. Bases 1 to 159 code for a protein of 52 amino acids. The transcript has a single exon. NCBI's taxonomy places the organism in Eukaryota, Fungi, Ascomycota, Saccharomycetes, Saccharomycetales, Saccharomycetaceae. The record is from RefSeq and is a predicted model, not a curated record.
AUGGGAGUUGUUUUCAGAGCUGACAAGCAAUUGCUUAAAUUCCAAACAAAUUAUUACCGAGAGGAACAGAAAAGAAGAGAAAAGAUUUUGGACGAGGCUGCAGAAAGGGGUCUGUUUUUGGAAGACGACAGUUUGAAUUCUUCUAGAUCAACAACAUGA